Fonsecaea multimorphosa CBS 102226 is the source of this 1629-nucleotide messenger RNA. RefSeq lists its product as uncharacterized. The transcript has 6 exons. Gene Ontology annotation, molecular function: oxidoreductase activity, acting on paired donors, with incorporation or reduction of molecular oxygen, reduced flavin or flavoprotein as one donor, and incorporation of one atom of oxygen; heme binding; iron ion binding. The coding region runs from base 1 to 1629 and encodes 542 amino acids. NCBI's taxonomy places the organism in Eukaryota, Fungi, Ascomycota, Eurotiomycetes, Chaetothyriales, Herpotrichiellaceae. The record is from RefSeq and is a predicted model, not a curated record.
AUGUCGCUGCCAUCGCCUGGUAAUGUUAGCAUGCAGAAAGCAGAGAUCCCCGCCUAUGUGCGAGGGAGUACAUAUUCCAGCCUGAUCCUUGUUUCCCCCCUGACAGCUCUCGUGCUUUACAUUUUCAAACGAAAUUUGGAUACAAAGCGUACUGAGAGCCUCUUCCAGCAGAGCCAUCGCUGUGGCAGUCCGCGUCCACUCCGGUAUAAAUGGCCUCUCGCACUAGACAUCGUCGCAGAAGCUUUCCGCAUGUUUGAAGACAAGCAAAUCUUGCAAUGGUUUGUUCGAGUCUUUACGGAAACGGGGCCGACUUUUGAGAAGACGAUUCUGGGCUCCAAGAGCAUCGACACCAUUGAGCCGGAGAACAUUGAGUCUAUCUUGUCCACCAACUUUUCAGCAUACGGCCUUGGUGACCGCCGGGGAGUCUUUGCACCUCUUCUGGGAGACGGAAUAUUCACCCAAGAGUCUGCGCAAUGGAAGCAUUCUCGCGACAUGUUGCGGCCCUUGUUCUCGCUAAAUCGUACCAACAUCUUUACCCAGGUAGAAGAGCACACGGAACACUUGGUGAGCUGCAUACCAGCGGACAGAUUUGUCGACCUACAAGCUCUCUUUUUCCAAUUCACAUUCGACACAACCACAUUCCUGCUUUUCGGCAAGUCAAUGAACUCGUUACAGGCCAAGUCAACACAAGAUGCGACAGGUGCUCGAGAAGCCGAGUUUGCGGAGGCGUUUCGAAGAUCUCAAGAUUACCUUUUCCGUCGUGGACGUCGAGGGCCUCUGUAUUGGACGGUCGACAGCAAAGAGUUUCGAAGACACUGUGCGAUUGUGCACAAGUUUAUUGACGAAGCGGUACACGAGGCCCUCGCAGUCACACAUGAGAAGAAGGGCAAACCUGCAGAGGUGCAUAGCUUCUUGGACGCUCUCAUCAAGGAGACGCGCGAUCCCAGAGUCUUGCGAGAUCAGCUUUUGAAUGUUAUGCUUGCCGGCAGGGACACAACGGCAUGCUGUUUGACAUGGACCUUCCGGCUCCUCGCUCAACACCCAGAUGUUCUUGCAAAGCUGCGACAGGAGAUCGCUUCUACCGUGGGUGUAGGUAAAGACUCUACUUUACCUAACAGGAACACCCUAAAGAGGAUGAAGUACCUCAACCUAGUCUUGAAAGAAGUGCUUCGACUUUACCCUUCUGUGCCAAUCAACUCCCGAACUGCGUUACGGACGACAACAAUCCCCAGAGGCGGCGGAUCCGAUGGCCUUGCGCCUUUGAUGGUCAGAAAGGGGGAAGCCGUCGGGUUUUCCAUUCAUGCGAUGCAUCGGCUGAAGAGACUCUACGGCGACGACGCCGAUUCCUUCCGUCCGGAGCGCUGGGACCCAGACAACGUGGAGGAGAAUGCCGUGGAUCUCAGGAACAUUGGCUGGGGCUACCUACCCUUCAGCGGGGGUCCUAGACUCUGCUUGGGAAAGGAAUUUGCUUUGCUUGAAGCCGGCUACGUCACUGUGCGGAUAGUGCAGAAGUUCCGAACCCUGGAGCUGGAUCCAAGAGAUUCAGGAAUCGCCAUGGGUACCGAAAAACAAGAGGUCACCCUUGUCCUUGCUAGCCAAGAUGGCUGUCGGGUUAAAGCGACUGAAUAA